Messenger RNA from Mya arenaria, 3571 nucleotides. RefSeq lists its product as uncharacterized. The record is from RefSeq and is a predicted model, not a curated record. The transcript is spliced from 3 exons. Lineage: Eukaryota; Metazoa; Mollusca; Bivalvia; Myida; Myidae. Gene Ontology annotation, molecular function: protein binding. Bases 275 to 1078 code for a protein of 267 amino acids.
UUCAUAUUUUAAAUUACUUCUUUUAAAACGAAAACAAAGUUAAAACUGCAUUUUUCGCAACAAAAAAAAUCUAAAAAUUAAAAUAAAAUUAGACAGUUUCCUGUGUUGUGAUUAAUUAUUUAAAAGAAAGGACAAUUAUAAGGAUAAUUAAUGUAUUUCUAAACCAUUGUAAACAUAUUUAAAAGAAACUGUGGCAGUCAACGCGUGCUUUAGAACAAGAACGACCGCGAAAAUUAAAACGUAAAUAACAAGUUAAACAGCAAACCACGAAACAAUGUCAAACCGGAAACGGAACGCCAUGGCCCCGCAGCGGCAGCUACCUCCCAUUAUUAAUGAGGACGACGGAGAUUUGCCGUUCUUUAAGCAGGACUUCUUCUCGGACGUGGCGCUCACCGUUAGCACUUCCGACGGAGGACGAGGACCCGGUGACCACACAGAACACGGCGCCAAACGCUCACAGGCAGCGGUACAGACCCGGAAGCUGUACACGGCACGCUGCCUGCUGGCCUACAACUCGCCGGUGUUUGAGAAGCAGCUCGCGAAUGCCAAGAAAGCGGAUCUUGACCUGAGCAGCAAGAACUUUGACGACAUUGUGGAGCUACUGUGCUACCUGGAUCCACGAGUGCAAUACACACUCACCGCGAGCAACGCGAAGCAGCUACUUCCGCUGUCCGAGGAGUACGAGAUGGCGAAGCUGAGGCAACAGUGUGAGACCGUCCUCUUGCAGACGUACAAAAAACUUCGCAGGGACCACCACGUGGGUGGUAUCCUUGCGGACAUCAACGAAGAGUACCUGCUGCUCGCCGACCGCUACAACAUCCGGCCGCUGCUACAGAUGUGCAUUGAAGAGUACGUGGCCAACCCGGAUAUUUCCAACGCCAAGAUGGCCGCUCACUCGGACGCCCUCUCCGAGAAGGUGAAAUUAUUGAUUCUGCAGAAGAAGCUUGCAAAGUUGAACUACCAUCUUGAGAAGGAGAGGCGGUACAGAAGUGAGGCGGAGCAGACGGCGAAUAGGAUUGCGCCCAAAACAGACUGGCAAAAAUAUUGGCACCAUAAAGGGCUUAAACACUUGCAGUGAAUGUUUAUAACAAUUGCCAAACUGAUGACUCUGUGAAUGUUUAUAUUACGUGCCCAACUUAUGACUCAGUAAGUGUAUAUAACACUUGCUCAACUAAUGACCCAGUAAGGUAUAUAACACUUGCCCAACUAAUGAAUCAGUGAAUGUUUAUAUUACGUGCCCAACUUAUGACUCAGUGAAUGUUUAUAUUACUUGCCCAACUAAUGACCCAGUAAGGUAUAUAACACUUGCCCAACUAAUGAAUCAGUGAAUGUUUAUAUUACUUGCCCAACUUAUGACCCAGUAAGGUAUGUAACACUUGCCCAACUUAUGACUCAGUGAAUGUUUGUAUUACUUGCCCAACUUAUGACCCAGUAAGUAAAUGUAACACUUGCCAAACUAAUGACUCAGUGAAUGUUUGUAUUACUUGCCCAACUUAUGACCCAGUAAGUGUAUAUAACACUUGCCCAAUUGAUGAUUCAUUUAAUGUUUAUAACCCAAUGUCAUUGUCUGAGAUUUUAUUUAUUAUGUUCUUGGACAUUUCCUUGGAUUACUUCACAAGGUUCAUAUUCUAUAAAUCGAGAAGUUGCAAAACACUACUUGUAUGCGUACACGAACAUGAUAACUACGUUUGUGCCUUACGUCAUCAAGGUAUGUGCAAAUUGUACACAUUUAAAAUGGCAUGUACGACAGCACCAGUCAAGUAAUUAUUUCGAGUAUAUAUGAGCCUUCAAGUACUUGUAAGUUUAUAAUGAAAUUUAACGAACGAUUUUUAAACCAAACUUCAACUUGUACAUGUAGCUACGCGUACGCAAACACGUCCUGUUUCGCAACCUCUCUAUAUACUUACUCUGUUGUCUAUAUACUUACUCUGUUGUAUACUCGUGCGUGCAUACAUAUGUACACAUAUUACUUUAUGAAAUGUUAUGAUAAAUAAUAUAUUUGUUAACAAUAUAUCAUUGAAGGAAUGCAACUUUAUAAUCUAUAUGCGCAUGCAAUUGUAAAAGUAUGCAAGUGCAUUUUCUAUAUGCGUAUGAAAUGGUAAAAGUAUGCAAGUGCAUUAUCAAUAUGCGUAUGAAAUGGUAAAAGUAUGCAUCUGAAUUAUCAAUAUGCGCAUGAAAUGGUAAAAGUAUGCAACCGAAUUAUCAAUAUGCGCAUGAAAUGGUAAAAGUAUGCAACUGAAUUAUCAAUAUGCGCAUGAAAUGGUAAAAGUAUGCAACUGCAUGAUCAAUAUGCGCAUGAAAUGGUGAAUGUAUGCAACUUAAUUAGAUACAUGUAUAUGCGCAUGAAAUGAUGGAUGUAUGCAACUUAAUUAGCUACAUGAAUAUGCGCAUGAAAUGGUGAAUGAAUGCAACUUAAUUAGCUACAGGUAUAUGCGCAUGAAAUGGUGAAUGUAUGCAACUCCAUUAUCUAUAUGCGCAUCAAAUGGUGAAUGUAUACAACUCAAUUAGCUAUAUACGCAUGAAAUGAUGGAUGUAUGCAACUCCAUUAUCUAUAUGCGCAUGAAAUGGUGAAUGUAUGCAACUUAAUUAGCUACAUGUUUAUGCGCAUGAAAUGGUGGAUGUAUGCAAGUCCAUUGUCUAUAUGCGCAUAAAAUGGUGAAUGUAUGCAGCUUCAUUAUCUAUACGCGCAUGAAAUUGUGAAUGUAUGCAAACUUCAUUAUCAAUAUGCGCAUGAAAUGGUGAAUGUAUGCAAACUUCAUUAUCAAUAUGCGCAUGAAAUGGUGAUGUAUGCAACUUAAUUAUCAUUAUGCGCAUGAAAUGGUAAAUGUAUGCAAACUUCAUUAUCAAUAUGCACAUGAAAUUGUGAAUGUAUGCAAACUUCAUUAUAAAUAUGCGCAUGAAAUUGUGAAUGUAUGCAAACUUCAUUAUCAAUAUGCGCAUGAAAUGGUGAAUGUAUGCAACUUUAUUAUCUAUAUAUGAAUGCAAUGGUGAAUUAUUGCAACUUCAUUGUCUCUACGCAUAUGAAAUGGGAAUUGUAUGCAGCUAUAUCAUCUACGUGUGUGUGCGUAUGAACUGUUAAAUGUUUGCAACUACUAGUACAUUAUAUGUACAUAUUCGCAUGGAAUGGUGAAGAUGGUAUAGGAAUCAAACGUAAAGCAAGCACGCCGAUAACAAUUUUGUUAUGAGUAUAAAAAGCACAAAAAAACACGGUUCUUCGAAAACUUACAGUAGAUUGCGAUUUGGAAAAAAAAAUUCAGCGGCGGAUGAAGAUCCCUAUUAACAGGUAAUUAUAGCCUACCUUUUUACUGUCUUCACCAUAUCAAGCACGUGAUCGUUAAUUAGUGUCUGUGAAGUCUGUAAUGAAGUUAAUAAAUCUGUCAUGAAAAGCAGGUUUUAUGUAAUUAUUUUCCCCUUUUCUCCCAAAACUGUCGCUUAUCAACAGCCAUAUUAAUUUCAAAUGUGUUUCCCAAAAUCUGACGGUGCAUCACAUUUUAAAACAUUUGAAUUUUAAUUUAUACCGACAAAAGCAUAAUAACUGUAUAAACUGUCAAAAUAUGUCGUGCAUAUUUUU